This is a messenger RNA of Meloidogyne enterolobii, 679 nucleotides long. The record is from the annotation of a GenBank genome assembly. NCBI's taxonomy places the organism in Eukaryota, Metazoa, Nematoda, Chromadorea, Rhabditida, Meloidogynidae.
GGCUCCCAUUUAUUAUCUUGACGUUUUAACUGGACGGAGACGAGAAGUGAUCGUAUUGUUUUUGGAUUUUGAUUUGCGAAGGUGUGUAUACGAAGCAUCUCUUCCGAGAGUUUUGGCGGUUGAAGUUGCUCAACUAAUUCUUUGGUGAUAUAACUGGUUUGGCUGCCCGAAUCAAAGAAAACCAUAGCCGGAAUUCCUUCUUUAGGACCUCCCAAACACGAGACUUGGAUGUUUAGAGUCAUUAGAUGUGUUUUAUUCUCAUUUUUUAUUAGAUCGGCAUUAAAAUAUGUAACUGAACUAGACGAAUUAGACGUAUUGUCGACAUCUUCAUUUAUUACCUGCUCCUUUUCUUCAGACUCUUCAUUAAUGACACUCAGGGUCGUUACUGGUUUGUGAUUGUUUAGUGUCGUCGCGUUUGCACCAGUUAAUUUUGGUCUGAAAUUGUUAUUUUGUCGAUUUUGAAAUGAAUUUUGACGGGGGUUUUGAUCGGGUUGCCUUAAAUUUCUUGUUUGUCGAAUUUGUAUAGACUGAUUAAUUGGCUGGAGAUGGGCAUUAACUUUAGAACAAAUAAUGAAAUGAUGGUCUAAACUUCCACAAUUUCUGCAAGAGGACGACCGUGGACAUUGUUCCGUCGAGUGACUCUGCAGUAAGCAUUUUAAACAUCUUUUUUGCUCUUCUA